Molecule: messenger RNA, 2220 nt
Organism: Hypomesus transpacificus
Lineage: Eukaryota; Metazoa; Chordata; Actinopteri; Osmeriformes; Osmeridae
Product: neuronal acetylcholine receptor subunit alpha-7-like
Exons: 10
Coding region: 126-1655 (509 amino acids)
Biological process (GO): monoatomic ion transmembrane transport; nervous system process; regulation of membrane potential
Cellular component (GO): synapse; postsynaptic membrane; neuron projection
Molecular function (GO): acetylcholine-gated monoatomic cation-selective channel activity; transmembrane signaling receptor activity
Source: RefSeq, a predicted model, not a curated record
GAGGUCUGUUAUGUGUCAGGGGGCUGGCAAAUAUAGUCGAUGUUAAACACUUCAAAUGCCUGAAAUAAUCUAAUAAUAAUAUCUAUUCUGCUACUCUGCUACUACUACUGAAAUUCUACCUUAAAAUGGGUUGGAAUACGCUUCUAUACAUUGCAGUCGUUGCAUGUCUCUUGAAAGUGUCCCUACAAGGGGACUCUCAGCGGAGACUCUACAGAGAUCUGAUGGUCAACUAUAACCCUCUGGAGAGGCCCGUCUUCAAUGACACCCACUCCCUCACAGUCUACUUCAGCUUCAGUCUGAUGCAGAUCAUGGAUGUGGAUGAGAAGAACCAAGUGCUUACAACCAACAUAUGGCUACAGCUGUACUGGAAUGAUUAUUACCUACAGUGGAACACUUCAGAAUACGCAGGUGUUACCAAUGUGAGAUUCCCUGAUACCCUCAUCUGGAAGCCUGAUAUCCUCCUGUACAACAGUGCUGACGAGAGGUUUGAUGCUACCUUUCACACCAACAUUUUGGUCAACUCCUCUGGAACCUGCUCCUAUUUACCUCCGGGCAUCUUCAAGAGCACCUGCUACAUCGACGUGCGCUGGUUCCCCUUUGAUGUUCAGCGCUGCGACCUUAAAUUUGGCUCCUGGACCUACGGCGGUUGGUCUCUUGACCUACAGAUGGUUGACGCAGAUAUUACCGGGUACAUCGCUAAUGGAGAAUGGGACCUUGUGGAGGUCCCUGGACGGAGAAAUGAACGUUUCUACGACUGCUGUCAGGAGCCCUACCCUGACGUGACCUUCACGGUGGUGAUGCGCAGACGAACGCUUUAUUACGGCCUGAAUCUGCUCAUCCCCUGUGUCCUCAUCUCCACCCUGGCCCUGCUGGUCUUCCUGCUGCCAGCAGACUCUGGGGAGAAGAUCUCCCUGGGAAUCACAGUUCUGCUUUCACUGACUGUCUUCAUGUUGCUGGUGGCAGAAAUCAUGCCGGCAACCUCCGACUCUGUGCCUCUAAUAGCACAGUACUUUGCAACCACCAUGGUGAUUGUAGGUCUUUCAGUAAUAGCAACAGUUCUGGUUUUGCAAUACCAUCACCAUGAUCCAGAUGGUUGCAAGAUGCCCAAGUGGACGCGAGUAAUCUUGCUGAACUGGUGUGCUUGGUUUCUGCGCAUGAAGCGCCCUGGUGAGGAGCGGGUACGCCCAGCAUGCCAUAACAAGCGUCCCCGAGGUAGCCUCACUAGUGUGGACCUGAAUGGAAGCACAUCGCCUCCCCAGUCUACUAAUGGCAACAUGCUCUAUAUUGGCUUCCGAGGCCUUGAGAGCAUGCCAUACUCCACCGCCGCCACCUCCCCUGACUCAGGCGUCCUUUGUGGACGCCUACUAGGCAGGUCGGGGGAAGACGAAGUUCUCCUACCCACAGGGCCAACCUCUUCGGUUGGCAAUGUGGAGCCCGAGCUCGCCAAGAUCCUGGACGAGGUGCGCUAUAUUGCCAAGCGCUUUCGUGACCAAGAUGAGGAGGAGUCAGUGUGUAACGAGUGGAAGUUUGCGGCAUCCGUUAUUGACCGGCUCUGCCUCAUCGCCUUCUCACUUUUCACGACCCUCUGUACGAUCGGUAUCCUCAUGUCUGCGCCUAACUUUGUGGAGGCCAUCUCUAAAGACUUUUUCACAUGAGAACACAAAACAUUAACCAUAAGUCAGAAACACACUGCACGUCUUUAGGCGAAACCAAUGGCUACCUAAGCUUUAACUUCAGACAGCCACUUCUCCCACCAUAUUUUUGAGAAAUUUAACAUUUGGUGAUUACAGCAAUAGCAGCGUGACCCAUGUCGUGGAGCACUGUUGUUUUUCGAAGGCAUCUAUUGCUGAAUAGUCAAUCGCAGAAACUCUCGAUUAGACCUCUAUAAUUUUAAAUAGGUGUGAUAGUGAGACCAUUGUAGUAGGCCUAAUUAAAUCCUUUCUUGUCACACAAAGACCCCCACACAAUGGCAAUAUCACUCAAAAACCGUUACCUUGAGUUUAUGUUUUGAAGUAGGCUACUUACUCAAAAAAUUUUACCUGCUAUUGAAAGUAAAAAUAUGUUGUCCAUAUAAUAUCAUAAUUUUACUACUUUUAUAAUAAUAACUACUUUUGCUGUAGGCCUAUUCCUUUUUCCUUGAUUGAUUUCAGAGCUCCAUUCACAUGGAUCGCUCCUACUGACAGUACCUAUUUCUUAUGGCUGUGGCUUAUUGAAUAAAGC